This is a messenger RNA of Medioppia subpectinata, 1394 nucleotides long. Lineage: Eukaryota; Metazoa; Arthropoda; Arachnida; Sarcoptiformes; Oppiidae. The record is from the annotation of a GenBank genome assembly.
ACAUAAUAAACAUGUAUAACAAAUAUUCAUACAUUAGAGUGAGUGAUUGAAUGACAACAACAGACCAUUCAUUCAGUCAUUCAUUGGAUGUUUAGCUGAAUACAAGACUCGACACAAAGCGAGAGCCGAUUGACAGCCACUCGACUUACAACAUGUCUGACAUCGAAGAGUCAAACAGAGACUCAGACAAUGAGGCCGAAGAGGUGGACAGAGAAGAGCCAGAAGUGGCCGACGAAGAGGAGCCGGAAGGCGAGGACUUGGAUGCGGAGGAAGAGUACUCCGAAGACUCAGAUGAGGUGCGCGGCGGCGGUCGACGGCGUGGGAAGCGAUCGAAGCCACGUCACGGAGGCUUCAUCUUAGACGAGGCGGAAGUGGACGACGAGACCGAAGACGACGAGGAAUGGGAAGACGGGGCCGAAGAGAUAAUGGGAGGCAAACACUUGGAGGACUCGGCCCGCGAUGAAGAGGGACACCUAAGGGAUCACAUGAUGUGGAACUCCCAGAAAGAGGACGAGAUGGAGGACUAUUAUCGCCGCAAAUACGCCGAGACGUCGGUCGCCGAGAAGGGCUACGACGGCGACGUCGAUCUGCCCGACGAUAUCACACAACAGGCACUGAUGCCCGGCGUUAAGGAUCCCAACCUAUGGAUGAUUAAGUGCAAGAUUGGCGAAGAGAAGGCUACUGUUCUGCAGCUGAUGAGGAAGUAUAUCGCCUUCUCGACCACCGAUGAGCCGCUGCCCAUCAAGUCUGUGGUCGCGCCCGAAGGAAUCAAAGGCUAUAUCUAUAUCGAGGCCUUCAAACAAACUCACGUCAAGCGAGCGAUUCAAGGGAUGGGAAACUUACGGCUCGGCAUUUAUAGGCAGACAAUGGUUCCCAUCAAUGAGAUGACGGAUGUGUUGCGCGUCACGAAACACAACCAACAGAUCAAAGUGAACCAAUGGGUGCGCCUCAAGAGGGGUCUCUAUAAGGACGACUUGGGACGAGUGGAUUACGUGGACACCACCCAGAAUCAGGUUCACCUGAAGCUCAUUCCCCGCAUAGACUACACCCGACUGAGGGGUGCGUUGAGCGCCGCGACCAACGAGAACGACAGUCUGAAGCGUAAGCGCCAGAAGCGUCCGCUGCCAAAGCUCUUUGAUAUGGACGCGAUUCGUGCGAUCGGUGGCGAAGUGACCACCGAUGGAGACUUCAUUAUCUUCGAGAGCGAUCGAUACCGUCGCGGCUUUUUGUACAAAGCGUUCGCAACGACUGCGCUGCUGAUCGACGGCGUGAAGCCCACGCUCUCCGAGUGGGACAAGUUUGAGGAACACCCGGAAGGCAUUGAACUACAGCUCAGCGAGAGUACGAUCGCCGAAGACAAGGGCCACAGCUUCUCACCCGGCGAUACCGUCGAG